AGAAGAAUCUUCUGGGAGCUUCUCACUUUAGUGAUUGCAGUUUUCUGGCAUCCGCUUCAGUAGUAUUCGACCCGGCUCCAUCUUCAGUCUUCACCCUCAGGCCUUAGGAAAUUCAGGCUCCGUCCCUGAUUGUUCUCUUCUUCCGGCUAAAUGGCUGUAGAUAUGUACUCGGAGCGGCCACUCUUUGGUGGCGCCAUCGCUUCUACGUUCCCUGUCCGCUUCCAGGACGUCAGUAAUGUGCGCCAAGUUCCCGAUCAUCAGGAGGUGUUUGUGGACCCUGCGCGGGAUGAGAGUUUGAUUUUCGAGCUCCUCGAAUUGAAACAGGAUGUGGCGGAUAACGGAAGUGCCACCUGGUUUCUUCAGGACCUUGCGAAUGAGCAAGACGCUGAGGGAACCAUGUUAAUCGAGCAGUCAGGAGUGGUUGAGGCUCCUGGGCUGUCCUUCCAGACCUUGCCUGCCAUCAUUACUACUGCUGUUGGUCAAAUGGCCAUAUCUAAGGGAAGGCAAGGGAGGGAGGCACAAAACUUGGUCAAGGUCUAUUUGGCAAAUGUGCGUCUCAAGGAAGUGACUACAGAUAUUCUGAUCACUGCAUAUGAGCCUAUUGUGAUAAACUCGUUGAGUGAAAGUGCAAGCUCAGUCGGAGCUGGUGUAGCUGUUCCUGCUGCGCAAGCUGGAUGUAUGCCAAUGGCCGAGGUUUUUAAACUUGCUGUUUCCACCUUCAAAGUGAACGAUUGGAGAUUUUUUGGUGCUGCUUGAGGUUGAAUGCUCAGAAGAUUCAUUUCCAGUGGUGAGGUCUUGCAUCUUUCAUAAAACCAAUGUUGUAGAGUAAAUUUUUUUUUUUUUUUUUUUUUUUUUUGGGUUAAUAUCAGGUUAAUUUUUGGUUGUGAUAGAAAGUUGCAAGGGCUCAAAUAUUGAGUCUAGUUCUAUCAAAUAUUAAGCUUUACAUUUUCAACAUUCUUUUUCUCCCUCAAGCUUUUUGAUCAAAUAUAUACUUUCCUUACCUGCAAA
Molecule: messenger RNA, 1008 nt
Organism: Ipomoea nil (Japanese morning glory)
Lineage: Eukaryota; Viridiplantae; Streptophyta; Magnoliopsida; Solanales; Convolvulaceae
Product: ran guanine nucleotide release factor-like
Exons: 8
Coding region: 151-756 (201 amino acids)
Biological process (GO): protein import into nucleus
Cellular component (GO): nucleus
Molecular function (GO): guanyl-nucleotide exchange factor activity; small GTPase binding
Source: RefSeq, a predicted model, not a curated record